CCGUGCAGGCAUCCAGUGAUUUCGAAAUGGAAAAAGAUGAGAGUAAAUCAAAACUGCCGUCUGCCUCCGAUGGGAUCAAAACUCAGGAGGCAGCGGACGGCCUGGCUGAAGAAGAGGCAAACUUGAGGAAGGAAGUCGAGCUUUUUCUUCAGGAAGAAUUAGAUAAACUCUUGGCCGAAAACGAAACCCCCGAAGAAGAAGCUGAGCAGCUGCCCAGGAAAACAAGCCAGGAAUCCAAGGCUAGUGAGAAAGCCAGGGGACCUCCCAAGAGGACCAAGGUUGGUGUGGAGCAACCCAGCAGGCUGGAGAAAACGGGGGUCGACGAAGACCUCCUGACCUUGCUGGAUGAGCCGUGGGACCUCCUCAAGGAGCCCACCGGGGGCGAGUUGGAGAAUCAGUGGGACAAUUUAUCCAUGUUGGAUGAAUCAAUGCUGGAACUGAAGACCAAGGAGAUAGAGGUAGGUCCUUCAAGGCAAGAGGAGGCGGCGAAGAUCUCAGCGGAGGAGGAGGAGGAGGAGAAGAAGACAGGAGGCGAGGAGAAGGAGGAACGCCUGGUCAAGAUGUCGGCCAAGGGGGGACAACACCUCCUGAAGCCCGUCUUCUUAGAUUACCUGGAGGAAGAGGAUAACUUGAAGGACGGAUCCAAGCACAGCUUGUGGUCCAUGCGAAGCAACAUCGGGGCAAUCUUUGAGCAUAAAAUUCAGCAUUUGCAAGACCUGAAGGACACCAUCCAGAAGAAAAGCAUAACCACGCUACCACUUGGUUAUUUCACCAAGUUGUCCAAAUGCUUCACCAGGAGUGGGGCUGCUGAAAAAGAAGAGCAAACCUCUGAGGACGCAGAGCCACGGGAUCAGCCACGGGACUGGAUGCCACGAUUUAUGAAGAAGUCGAAAACCAAAAGGAUGGUCGGCUUCCGCACAAAAUCCUUGAAGAAAUCGCAGCUGGAAAGAGACCAGGUGACAGAAUUGUCUAAAAUCUUCAGCGAGGAUUUCUUCAGGAGCCAAGAUCAGAGGGGCUCUGAAGAUGUUCUUGAUGAAGAUCUUCCCCUGAGUCCUGAGGAUUUUCCACAGCAAAAUGAAGAGGAGUUGAAACAAACACAGGAGGAGACCAAAAAACAGGAGGAUGAGUCUAUUUUUUCCUAUCCAGAUGUUCCUAGUUCUUCGUGGUUCAUGGGACAGGGAAUCAGUCCCAGGCAAAUGGGCCACUCCCGGGAGUUUCCAGAGUCCGUUUUUAAGGAAAAAGCGUAUAAACAGAAAUUUGCCAAGCACGAGCGGGACUCUAAAGUGUCGGUACCUCUGCCUCUGCAAGAACUGAUGGAGGAGGAAAUCUUGGCCAUUUUAAAGGCGACGCUGCUGGAUUACCAGAAAAAACUCGGGGCGCAUCACCCCCUCACCGGGCAGAUGGAGCAGCAGGUGGACAAGCUGCACCUGCUGUUGCAAGGAAGAGGAAUCGUCUGAGCCCCCCCACCAGGCCCGGGAGGGUCCCGCCUCCCCCUUCUCCGUCUGUCCGUCUCGGGAAGCCCCCGGUCUCCGCUCUUGCCAGCUCCCCCAAACUGGGAAGUAAAGGAGUAAAUUUAGCUUUUUUUUUUUUUUCUUAAAUUGCAACCUGUUCUCUUUUUGGUCAAUAAAAGUCUCUCCGUUUUAUCCCAGCGUUUUUCAAGCUUGGCGGCUCAAAGAUGGCAGACUUUAGUUCCCAGGAUUCCCCAGUCAGCAGGCUUUAAGAGGGGUGGACUUCUCCUCCUCCUCUUCCUCUUCCUCUUCCUCCUCUUCCUCUUCCUCUUCCUCCUCAUGCACCAUCCC
This is a messenger RNA of Crotalus tigris (Tiger rattlesnake), 1799 nucleotides long. Its product is annotated as cilia- and flagella-associated protein 251-like. Lineage: Eukaryota; Metazoa; Chordata; Lepidosauria; Squamata; Viperidae. The record is from RefSeq and is a predicted model, not a curated record. The transcript has 17 exons. The coding region runs from base 27 to 1457 and encodes 476 amino acids.